AUGAGUGAACUCCUUGAUGAGAAGUUUCAGUCAGCGUUUGUUCAGGACCCAUACUUUGAAAUGGCGAGUAACCGUAUAAACAAUUCAGUAAGACAUGGAAAACUACCAAAAGAUUGGAAACUUGCCAACGUUACACCUUCAUACAAAGACGACUGGGUGGAUUGUGUGUACACUUUAAGUGUAGACUUUAAGAAGGCAUUUGAUAAGGUGUCUAAUAGAAGACUAGGUGGAGUGAAAGUCCUGACAGAUGCGACAAGUGAUGACCAUGAAACCCCAACAAGCCAGAUCGAGGACCCAGCAUAUCCAGACCAAUUGGCGCAAGAAUCCUUAACGCUUCACACGCUCGCCAGUCCGGAAGACCUCGGCGUGCAUGUUCUUCCACCUUCUGAUGACGUUGAAGGACUGGUCUCAGCAGUUCCUUCACUUCCUUCGGCACAGCUGGAUGAGACCUCCUCCGCUGGAAACUCAGUGGUGACGGACGACCCAGCUGAAGAGCCUGAGCUACCUCACCCUGACCAGAUUGCUCAAGAGAGUCAGGUCGGGUCGGUUGGUGACGGGUUAAGUACUCCGACAGUUUCAUUUCCUUCUCCUGUAACAGCGUCAUCUCCUCAUCCUUCUGUCCCAUCUGGCGGCAUAGAAGGCGUGGCACAGAAUCCUCAUUUCCCACCCAACCAAUAUCCUCAAGAUGUCAUUCUCGCAACCUCUCCACGUUUCUUUAAUCCUCACGGACAGGCCUAUUAUCCAUUUCCAGGACCAGACGGGUAUCCUGCAAUUGAUCCUUACCGGUUCUACGACCAGCAGAGGUUUUACGACCAGUUAAGGCGACCAGUGGAUCCUUCAAAGAUCCCUCCUCGUCGGACGUCAUAUAAUCCUCACCCUGUCCUCCCAAGUACAAUAUUUGCUCCUCCUGAAAGACCUAUUCCCUUACCCCCAAGAAGGAUUAAAACAAGGCAGCCUGUAAAUGUAAGGGCCCCACUUCCGCGUCCAACACCGCAGACACCUACAUUGACUUCAGAAACUUCUGAAAAUCAGUCAUCUUCUGAGACAGAUAGACUUCCUGAUAAUGAUACACCUGACCACACUGACCCUGAAGCCCCAAAAGAUGUUACAGCCCCAUUUUUCCAACCCAAAAGAGAGCAGUGGAACUCAAAAAUAUUUUUCGAGAUCGAGCAAAGCAGACAACAACUAGAAGAAGCAAAACAACAGAGUGACACUGAAGAUUCAGCAAGUUUGCCUCAUCCCGAAGUAUUAGCAGAGGAGCAUUCUAAGAUCGGAGAACAAAGCAGAGAGGAGAGACCAGAGGAAGGACCGAACACAAAAACGUCGACUGAAGAUCGUCCCAAGCCAUCAUCCAGUGAGGAGGAUCAAGAGAAUGCUGUAGGUAAUGCAGAAAUACCCAUUCACGACCAUGAGAAUUUGUCGCCCCUGGUGUCUUCAGCAGAGAAAUCAGGGAUAACCAUCUUCCCCCAGGACGUCGACGAAGUAUUCCAGUUCGAGGGAAGUGAGAGGGAUGUGUCAGCAGCCAAGCCCAAUGGCAAUAGAUUUGUACAGCUGCAGCCAACACCAACAGACCUGAGAGAUAUUGAUGCAAGUUUGUAUGAAGGUUUAAGAUUACCUUACUAUUCUAUCCUUGAUGAGCCAGCUUUUCCGAAUGGGAACCAGCAAAUUUUCGAAGCACUAGAAAAUGUAGAUCCAAGUGCCUUUAACGAAGCAGUUCUGGCCUUUGAGCCACAGCGAACGAGUGAAGCACCAGUGAAUGAAGUUGGUAGCAAUAUCCAGCAGAAUCUGGGAAUACCCAUAGAACCUGUUACACAGGUGGACACGGGAAUUCCUGCAACUACACCUUUCAAUAACCAGCCCCAGCCAUCCCAACAGAAUCUGCCACAGUUACAAGCAAACUCGCAAUUCGCAGAUUUCUAUGAUCCAGGUUUUCUAGAUUAUAUAAACGCACUCUAUAGAGCGCAAGCACCAGAUUAUGACUAUUUCUAUGAUUAUGAUUCGGAUUAUAACAUUGGUUCAACUGGACAAUUUCCAGGAAAUCAAAAUUCACUUCCUCCACAGCUGCAAGGCGGAAUCCCUGCAACAACCUCUGGUCAACCAUCUCUACCACCAACAGGGUCCCUUUUCAAUCCUUGGGGUUACCCGCUCUCACCCACAUCACCUACUCGUGGGUCACAAACCGGUGCUGGCUUCCCGCAACAAUUCUUUCCUCAAAAUAUUCCUUUUCCCACAGGAUUCCCAGCGCAGGGAGUGAUCGCAAACCAAACUCAAGCCUUUCCAUUUAAUCCUCUUGGUUUUCAACAACAGGGGAUCCUACCAUUCGGCUAUACUCCAACUCCAACAACUUUUGUACCUGGGUUUCAGUCAACCCCACAGAUCCCUGCUGUAUCCACUCCUAGGAUUCGGUUCCAAGAUGACACAGUACUGGAAAUACGUCCUUCGCCAAAUCCUCCAGUUGGUGUCACAAACAGUAUAGAAAUUCAAACCCCACCAUCUAUUACAUUUGAGACAUCUACAUCUAAUCCUCAAAUGAACGAAAAUGGUAAAACAGACAAUGAGUCAGUCAGUGGGGUAAGCCAAGCAACACUAAAUUCAUUGUUGACAACCAAUCAAACACAAGUUAUACCACAACAGAAUCUAUCUGUUGUACCUCCCCCAUCAACCUUUGCCUCUCCAGUACAAGUUCCUCUCCCAAAUGAUUCUUUACCAACAGUGAGCCAAGAGUUGAUUGUUGAGCAAUCUGGAGGACUUGGUGGAAAUUUAGGUUCUGUAGUGCCAGUAAAGAAGGUAUCAAUAUCUUCCCCAAAUCAGCCACAAAACUUACCCAAAGGGAGUGAAUCAGUAAAACCACACACAGCAACUUCCACACUUCCAAAGCAAAAUAUACCGGAAGUAUCUGAAAUCACUUUAAAUAAUGUACCUUCUAUACCCGCGGUUUUAGAGCAGAAUACAUCCAUAUCAUCUGGAAACCUAACCCCAAAUGUUCCAACCCAGGAUAAAACAUCACAGGCUGUACAAUUUCCAUCAACUGUUCCAGCACAGGCUGUACAACUACCAGAUGCUUUUCCAACACAGAAUGCACCACCUCUCUUAGCUAUUCCAACACAGGGAAUUCCAUUAUCUUCCCCUGUGCCACCACAAGACAUACAGAGACCUAUAACAGUUCCUUCAUUGGAUGCUCCAUCUCAGAAUGCACAACUGCCUUCAGCUGUUCCAACACAGGGAAUCCCGCUGCUUUCCGUUGAUCCAACACAAGAUGCAAAGUUAUAUUUCGCUAAUGGCACACAGGGACUACAGCUGCCAUCAACUCCCACAACGCAAAAUACUCAAUUACCGAUAAAUAUUCCACCACAAAAUGCCCAGCAACCUUUAUCUGUGCAAACACAGAAUGUACAAAUACCCUCAUCUGUUCCAAUACAGGGUGCACAACGGCCUCCAGCUGUUCCAACACAGGGUGUACAGCUGCCUUCUGCUGUUCCAACACAAGGUGUACAGCUGCCUUCAGCUGUUCCAACACAGGGUGUACAGCUGCCUUCUGCUGUUCCAACACAGGAUGUACAGUUUCCUUCUGCUGUUUCAACACAAGGUGUACAGCUGCCUUCAGCUCUUCCAACACAGGGUGUACAGCUGCCUUCAGCUCUUCCAACACAGGGUGUACAGCUGCCUUCUACUCUUCCAACACAGGGUGUGCAGCUACCUUCAGUUCCAACACAGGGUGUACAGCUGCCUUCAGUUCCAACACAGGGUGUACAGCUGCCUUCAGCUCUUCCAACACAGGAUGUACAACUGCCUUCAGCUCUUCCAACACAGGGUGUACAGCUGCCUUCAGCUGUUCCAACACAGGGUGUACAGCUGCCUUCAGCUGUUCCAACACAGGGUGUACAGCUGCCUUCAGUUCCAACACAGGGUGUGCAGCUGCCUUCUGCUGUUCCAACACAGGGUGUACAGCUGCCUUCAGCUCUUCCAACACAGGGUGUACAGCUGCCUUCUGCUGUUUUAACACAGGGUGUACAGCUACCUUCAGCUGUUCCAACACAGAGUGUACAGCUGCCUUCUGCUGUUCCAACACAGGGUGUACAGCUGCCUUCAGUUCCAACACAGGGUGUGCAGCUACCCUCAGUUCCAACACAGGGUGUGCAGCUGCCUUCAGUUCCAACACAGGGUGUACAACUGCCUUCAGCUGUUCCAACACAGGGUGUACAACUGCCUUCAGCUGUCCCAUUUGGGCAACAACCAUCAGUUGUUUCAACACAAUAUACCCCACUAACAUUUGGGUAUCCAACGCAGGGCAUACAAUCACCUACUGUUUCUUCACAGUUUAUACAACUACCUGCUCUUGUUCCAACACAAAACCUGCCUCCUGCUGUUCCAGUACAAAGUAAACGACCACCCUCUGUUGUUUCAGCACAGGGUAUACAAUUGCCUUCUGCUUUCCCAACACUCUCUUCUCUUGUCCCAGUCCGAGGUUCACGCCCGCCUUCUGCUGUGCCAACACAACCACCAUCACAGAGAGUGCCAGUGCCAUCUGAGGGUGCUCAGAUUCUUUCGGGAUUUUUAGGAUCUCUAUCACAAACGACGUCACCGCCUUCUGGUUUUUCAACAUCGCCACCAUUGCAAGAUCUGCAAAAUACACUCUUGAUUCCUCUCUCACCUGUAAAGGGAAAAUCAUCAUUUACGGACUUACCUGGAAAAAAAUUACCAGAAAUUACUCAAGUCGAAGAUAAAAUUAAUACUAUUGGUAACGUGGUUACUCGGCCACCUCUCUCAGUUCUAACAGCUCGGCCUCCCACAGCGGUUCUUGGGAAUGACCCGAUUAGAAGCCCAGCCACUGGAUCCCCUCCAGCAACACCUACUUUGCAGACUGAAGCUUUCAAUGAUUUUAUGAAUUUCUUUGGACUUCGUAAUGGAGAUGAAACAUCUACUUUGAAUCCUACUACUACUAGAGGCUCAAACGAGUUCGCUGUUGGUUCCGGAUUGGUGGUGGACAGCAAGGUGUUGCAGGAUUUGCACAAAUUAAAGAACGUCGGACCUCGUCAGGACACCACAACCAGGAGCUAUCCUUUAGAUCCCUCUCUCCUUAAUUCAACAAGACUCUUUGCAAACCUGGCAGAAGCAAUUCGCAAUACAAUUAACCCUUCAUAUUUCAUACUUACAAAACAUGAUGUCGGCAACUAUUCCUCACCUCCACUUAUUAGGAACAGUCAGCACAAGCAGUCGAUAAACAGACUACCAGCUCCCAAGUCAGUUAGUGAAACAGGUGUACCAGAUAUUGAAAAUUCAUCACUAAAUUCUCUAAAGGGAACCCAGAUGAAUGCCAAGAUGCCACACCUUAUUGCCUCUCUACAAGCAAUGAUGGACAAAUCACCGAAGCAACCUCAAGAUUCCGAGGAAGACACAAACAUUAAUGGCAAGAAUAAGAAUGAAAAAUAUUACUCAACUGGCAAUCGAAUUGGUGCAGAUGAAUUCCUUCUUCUCUUCUCAAACAAGAGUCCAAUUCUGCCUGAUGACGGUGAGUAUAUUAUCCUCAUUCCCCGGCCAACUGAAUUAAAGUUCCCUACUGAUAGUAGACCUUCAGCUGAAACUACAGCAGACAUCUUUACACAAGGGAGGGAGUUCUUGGACUUUGCUGAUGAACUCAGAACUGAUAAACUACGAGCUGACGGGACAAUAAAACCACACAGCGCUGUCCGUCGUAGAGCCCCUGCCAUAGAUCCUGCAGAGGAGAGGAUAGGACCCAUAAGUUCUUCGGGCGAAACAGAGGACCCACUUGAGCAUCCAGUGGGAGGAGCCUUUUAUGGGCUCUCCACGGAUCCAGGUACUUUAAAUUGGUUGGCUCCAUACUCUGGAGGUUUUGGCCUCCGUGAACCACGAAAAGGGGAUGGUUCUGGAGAGAGAACAGAGAAAAAGAUAGACGAUGCUCAGACCAAUUCCUCCAAUUUGAUAAGCAAUGACUAUGCGGAUUUCCCACUGGCAGAGAGCAAUACGUUAGGAUUGGUAUCCCCACCCACACUCCUUCCUGAAGAUUUACAAAGCCCAACACUAGCUGAGUAUUAUGCAAAGUAUUUCUCCACAGCCCAGGACCCUCAGGUGUUUUUCAACCCAUUAGCAACUGGGAGUUACCCAGCAUACUAUAACAAUUCACCACGUCCCACCAUCUCUGGAGUAAGAAGUCCAGAACAGUUUGGGUACUUCUAUCAAGGACAAUAUCCACAGUUUAACCUUGGGGUUCGUGGUACAGGUGCAAAUCCCUACGAUUUUGCCUUGGCCAACUUCCCCACUGCUGCACUUGGACAAGACAGAAAUGCCUAUAACCCAAACCAAACACCACAAGAGACAACACCUGCAGAUAACAUAGGCAACCGAGCGCCUCCUUUCCCGGAGUCAGUUGAGGAAGGUACAUCUACUACAGAACCCAAUGACACACCUGAUUACGCCUAUGAUGCAGUGGAAGGACUGAGUUACGAUUACAAGGACAGUUCCAUCCCUGAUUAUCUCAACGGUGGUAACCUGGAUUAUUCUUCAGACACAGCCUUUGAUUCAGUGUACUCUGAUUACGAUGUGCAAUUAGAAAGCAACGAUAAUUCUACAGGGUUAACUACGACAAAUCCCUUGGUUGUUGAGGGUAAUAUUGAAACAGGUUCCGGAGAUACUUUUAGUGGGCUAGAUGCCAACGUCGCUGGAUUAAGAGUUAAUGGAGGAGCUGAUGUCACUCAAACUGCUACACAACGUCCAGAUUUCCCCACGAUUGCGAUAAGUCAAGAAGCAGCAAAUGCAUCAGAAACAGUUCCUACCCGUAACAAGGAGGACUUCGACUUCAACUCGGAUGUCCCUGUUGGUGACAAUGUACGCUAUGACCAAGAAAUACUCGAUGCCAUUAUAAGUGGCGAGGUAAGAGGGGAUGGAAUUGGUCCUUCGGGGAAUAUUCCUCUAGAUUACGUUUACAUUGCAGAGAAUAUCGCUCCAAGCGGAAUACCCCUACCUCCACUGACUGAAGUACCUGCAACUUUGCCCUCCGAUAAUCCUGAAACUACUAUUUCGACUCCUGGUAUUGAGGUUGAUACCGACAGAAGUAGCUUUUCCGUGAGCGCUGAUGGUAAUUCUGCCAGUGGGUUAAACAAUGCUGGUUCCGGUACUUCAGGUGGUGAGGAUCCUUGGUUCACAAACAUCCCUGUAGACAUUCUUGUUUUUACAGCGGCUCCUACCUCCGGAUUUCAGCCAGAUGGUCUGACGCCUGAUGACAAUAUUUUCACUUCCCAAACGAAGAGGGUUACCCCUGAUAGUAACAUUUUUACCUCUCUUGCCAGCAGAUUCACACCAGAAAGCAAUAUGUUCACAUCUCAGGGCAAUGUAUUCACUCCUAGUAACAAUGCAUUUACCACUGAACUUAGUGUUACCACACCGAUAGACAGCAGUUUCAUAUAUAAGAAUAAUAAUUUCAUACCAGAAGAUAAUAAUUUUACUCCGACCUACAGCAUUCCCAUAACCGAAGGCCCCAUUAUAGCUUCCUUUGACGUGGUAGGAACUGAUCUCACCAGAGAAGGCCCUCUCAAUGCCAUUCCCACUGUGAAUCCUAUUUCUAAUGAUGAGAAUGAUGAAAAUAUUUCACAAGAUAAUGCAAGUGGCGUUUUCGAAAGCACGUCUGUACCAGUUUUCGAAACUACAACAAUGACCUCACCUGUAUUCGAAACCACUACAGAGUCUGCUUUUGAAACUACAACGUCUGUACCCGUUAUCGAUACUACACCCUUGUCUCUACCUCAGGAUCUCAUUUUCCCAGAUGGUGAUGACAAUACUAAUGCUUCAUUUAGUAAUGGCAUCAGCACUGCAGUGCCGGAUGUGCUUGAUGCUAUCCUCCAUGUAGAUAUACCAGGGAACCAAGAUAUUGUAUUUGGAGGUGAGGUCCAACUAGACCAAAACCAGACGGUCCGAAAUUUACAACAAGGGUUUAGUGGUGAAAGCCAAACAAAUAUGGAUAUACAAGGUAAUGAAGAAGUCGUACAAACUCCAAGUGACAAUUUAUCCUUUCCCCAAGUCCCUAUGCAGAAUGAAAGUCCUGCAGCCAACCAACAGGUCACAGUUGAUGAAAAGCAACAGGCCUCUAAGGACACCCAACUAAAACCACACAGAACGGGAAAUGCCAAUGAGACCAGCCAAAACGCAGGUAUUAAUUCGACUGCAGAUGUCCCUUUCACGAACGAGCAGGCAGAGAGGGAGGAAUCGUCGGGAAUUCAAAUAAGCGCAGAAGUGCCACUGAACACCACUGAUGAGCAAACUGAUACAAAAGAUGAGAGACCAAACCUUGCCUCUCAACUUCCAUUUCUAGAGCUUCCUGAAGGUGCUUUUGGCUUUACGGUCACCCUUGGAGAGAUUAACAAUACUCAGUCCAUCACACAAGAAAACAUUGAUAAUCUGUUGCAGAACAAUACUAAAAUUACCACAGAAGAUAUUGAUGAUCAGAUACAGAACAAUACUCAGUCCAUUGCAGAACUUAUUGACAAUCCGUUGCAGAACAGUGCUCCAGUUAUUACAGAAAAUAGUAAUGAUGGGUUGCAGACAGCCACACAGAACAGCACUGAUGUCUCUAAUUUACAGACCGAAGAAACAGAUGUUUCAUUUAGACAAGGAAAUGAUACUUUCGUGGACCUUCAAUCCAAUGACACUGACACUGGCAUACUUAUCAUUGAGUCUACAGUGGAAGAUACAGUACCAUUAUUGAACAUUCCUGGAAGGGUUGAACCAUCAGGAAUUUCCUCACAGACGCCCGUGGAUGUACUUCUUUUGGGUGAGUCUGGCGAGAAUAUUGAUUCCCAAACUUCAGCAAAGGGAACACAAGGGGACAGCAGUUGUAAUGAUACUGGAGAUCUGUCCCAUAAUGCAGAAUUAACAAUUGAUUUUUCAUCAUCUGAGGAACCGAUUAUAUUGUUAGACAGUUCGGUAGAACUGGCCUCUAUAGAAGACAGGGGGAAAGACAAAAAUCAGGAUUUUGUCUCCUUAUUCCAAGAUCAACUUGAUGCAAUAAGGAAAGGAAUCGAUACUAGAGAUAAACCAUCAGCCCAAGCAGGUAAGACACCAGAUCUUCCAGUCCCUUCAGUAGCGUUCACAGGUUUUGGUGAAAAAAAUCAAUUCACCACAAAUGUGCUCUCACCAACCCCAGCUGUACAAAAAGUCACAGAAACAACAACAACAACAGUCUUCAUACCUAUUGUUAAACCAACAAACUCUCCAUCAACUACUAAGAAAGUUGUGUCCACCUUGAAGGGGAGACCAACACCCAAGCCAGGAAUAUGGAGGCCAACAUUUGGUCUACCUGUUCAGACACAGACCUCGAGGCCAACUUCAUUAAAGGGCAUCAGCAACCAACCUAGUUUAGCUUCAUUUCUGGGAGGCUCAACUCCACCAGCAAGCUUUGGAUUAUAUGGAAACUAUAACAACCAACAAAGUGUGGGAGCCAUUGCAACUCCUGGCCAGGGACAGUAUACGAGACCGAGUUCAAUUUAUGAUAAUGCCAGUCAACAGCAAAAUCUGGGAACAUACUCAGAAUCUCAGGGUCAAACACAAAAAGAUAAUGAAAGGGAGAAAUGGGUAUGGAGGAACAGUUUCAGCAGUUUACCCAUUAGAGGUAGAGAAGAAAAUAUCAAAAACAGGCCCCUAACUUAUAAUACCAAUAAUUUUGCUUCUGGAACUGGUAGUCAAGGAGGAAACCAUUAUGCAGGUAGCACCUAUGACCAGAAUAAGCCCAAACACACCGAAUAUGGGAAGGACAGCGAAACGGACCGCUGGGUAUGGACCUCAAACAGAAGCGGUUCCCUGCCAACUCAAAAUCCACCGACACCUUUCCCAAUCAGAAACACAUGGGUUCCAGACAACUACCUACUCAGCCCUAGUGUAGUAAACUAUGUUUACAGCAGAGUGAGUCCAGAUACCUCAGAGACACCAGUCACUGACUCAUCUAAGAAGCUAGGGAACAGAGUUACACAACCUGGGCCCACUACAACAACAACGCCUUAUUAUUGGUAUAGUAGCCACAGUCACACAGAUCCCCGUGUGUCAGUAGCAUCUCGCAACGUGAGAUCACCUCCUACCUCUAGACAUCAUUAGACAUGUAAGAGAUGUCCAGUCUAGUUUUAGCCUUACUCUAAUAGCUAUAAUAUAAGAGAGAUAGUCAGAGACAAACUCAUUAUUUAUGUUCAACUGCAAUCCCUGAUGGAGCUUUAACGUUGUAAGGAUACUUUGUAGAAGUAAAGAUGUAAAAUGAAAAAUUCAGGACCAUUAUAUUUAUGGUAAUGCAAUGUUAAAGAAAAAUAAGUUUAUAUAUCAGAAUGAAAAAAAUAUUGUAAUCACUACAUUUACA
This is a messenger RNA of Penaeus monodon (black tiger shrimp), 10351 nucleotides long. Its product is annotated as mucin-17-like. NCBI's taxonomy places the organism in Eukaryota, Metazoa, Arthropoda, Malacostraca, Decapoda, Penaeidae. The transcript has 4 exons. The record is from RefSeq and is a predicted model, not a curated record. The coding region runs from base 1 to 10098 and encodes 3365 amino acids.